Suillus paluster is the source of this 1123-nucleotide messenger RNA. Its product is annotated as histidine kinase-like ATPase. The transcript is spliced from 8 exons. The record is from RefSeq and is a predicted model, not a curated record. NCBI's taxonomy places the organism in Eukaryota, Fungi, Basidiomycota, Agaricomycetes, Boletales, Suillaceae. The coding region runs from base 180 to 914 and encodes 244 amino acids.
GCGCCUGACGAUCAUAUUAAGUUGUGGGUCCCUUGUGUAACGUAGCUGCACAUGUUGAACGCGAGGCCAGCUGCUUUCACGGUCCACGAGACGUUAUUUGGCUUCCCGCUACUUUAGAGCCUCAAUUCCCUCAGGUCCUUACUAUUGUGUUUCGACGAAUCGCUUGAGACUGUCUUGGAAUGUGUGAGAUCAGGCCAGUGGAAGUCAAUCAACGAGACCUCGUCGAUAAAGUACUCGCCCGUUACCCGGAGGAGUUCACAGUUUUCCGAGAACUGUUACAGAAUGCGGACGAUGCUGGAGCUGAGAACUUCACUAUUGUAUUUCAAGCUUCACAUAGAUAUGCGAGCAAUGGGACGAAGCCAGAUCUCAGUUCAGUUAAGGUCUGCAAAUGGCUUGUGAGGAAUGACGGUGCCCCGUUUCAAGACCCUGACUGGGGGCGUCUGACGAAAAUUGCCGAAGGCAAUCCGGACGAACGAAAGAUUGGUGCAUUCGGAGUCGGUUUCUUUAGUGUAUUCAGUGUCACCGACAAGCCGAUUGUCAAGUCGAAUGGAAAAAUGGUAUCCAUCUAUUACGAAGGAGACAAGCUCUAUGUGAAGAAAGAGGAAAUCAUUCGUGACAGCAACAAUUGCACCGUGAUCGAGAUGGAGCUGAAGCAGACGUCGACCAUCCCGCGGAUCUUUGAACUUACGCGAUUUCUAGUAACGUCCAUGACAUUCCUGGCUCGUAUUCAAUGCAUUACGAUCUCGCUGGACGACACUGAGCUCUCUCGUUUGACAAAAACUCGGAACAAGGGUCAGUCAAUAGUCAUUCCAGAGCAUAUGGUCAGAAGAAGUCCGGGGGAUACCAUGACCGUCGCCUCUGUCAAACUCAUCUGUUGGUAUCUCUCACGCCUUUCCAAGUCCACGCAGCUCUGAUGGUCAUGGCAGCCCAAGAGGUUGAGGUUAUAUUCCCUGAAGAUGCACUCGUUGGAGGUCCGAAAACGCUCAUCACACGAACGGAUCUGGAAGAAAGCGAACGAAAUCCGACGAAAUCCAAGAGCUUCUUCUCGACGGAGAAAAUGACGUCGAAAGAAAAUGGAAGAAUUGCAGCUCCAAAAUUAGCAGGCGCUGUUUCUGACACCCCG